Molecule: messenger RNA, 327 nt
Organism: Paramecium pentaurelia
Lineage: Eukaryota; Ciliophora; Oligohymenophorea; Peniculida; Parameciidae
Source: the annotation of a GenBank genome assembly
AUGGAUGAAUGCGAAAGUCUAAGUAGAGAGGGAUUAAGAACUUUGGCGAUAACUUAAAAAUAUUUGACAGAGGAUAAUCUUAAAAAUUUUACUACUGAACAUGAGAAGGCUAAGUAUUAAAUGGGAGAAAGAGAGGCUCACUGUUCAAAAAUUUUGGACUUUUAUGAAAAUGAUAUGGAAUUAUUGGGAUUAACAAGAGUUAAAGAUAUGUUCUAGGAAGACAUUUAUGCAACAUUAGAAUCUAGAAAAAUGCAGGAAUAUAAAUCUGGAUGUUAACUGGAGAUAAAGUAGAAACUGCUUAAUGUCUAGCAAUUUCAACUGGAUUGA